This is a messenger RNA of Verticillium alfalfae VaMs.102, 942 nucleotides long. Its product is annotated as general stress protein. The record is from RefSeq and is a predicted model, not a curated record. The transcript is spliced from 5 exons. The coding region runs from base 1 to 942 and encodes 313 amino acids. Lineage: Eukaryota; Fungi; Ascomycota; Sordariomycetes; Glomerellales; Plectosphaerellaceae.
AUGUCAGGUGGUGAAAGCGGCCAAUUCAAGCCCGUGGAAGAGAAGCAAGCUCAAAGCCUGCCCGGCCGAGAGCAAGAUCUCGCGCCAAAGAGCGAGCCCACCAAGUUGGAAGGCAAAAAUGAUUUCCAGGAGUACCGUGCAGCUAAGAAGCUCGAAGGAAGCAAAGCUCUAAUCACUGGCGGAGACUCGGGCAUCGGCCGGUCCGUGGCCGUCCUAUUCGCCCGAGAGGGUGCUGAUGUGACAAUCGUCUAUCUCCCAGACGAACAGGAUGAUGCUGAAGAGACAAAGCAGCUCGUUGAGAAGGAGGGCAAAGACUGCCUGCUCGUUGCUGGAAACCUUAUGGAAAACGACACUUGCAAAAACGCGGUUCAGCAGCAUGUCGAUAAAUUCGGCAAGAUUCACAUUCUGGUCAACAACGCUGCGAAGCAGGUUAUGUGCGAGGACUUUAGGGAUAUCAACCUUGACGAUGUGGAGAGCACGUUCCGCAGUAACAUUCUCCAGAUUUUCGCCAUCACGAAUCUGUCCACCAAUCUUGAAUUACACCCCCUAUGGGGUGCCAAGCUUAAGGUGCUUUCGACCAGGCUUUGUGAUCACACCAGUGAAACCGUGACUGACGGGAGCAGCGAUGGUGUAAUACAGCUUGGAGAACAAGCAAUCGCUCCCAUUGUUCAGCGUCUUCUGCAAGGCGCUUUCAAGUUGUGCAUCCGAAGCAGCGGGCCAAGUCCUUUUGAGAUGACGGAAUGCAGAUCAAUUGAUGCCUACUUGUCUCUACUGGUGCGAAAUAUAAGUCUGAACAUGAUGACCUUGCACAUGGGAUCUCAUGAUUCAAGUACACGGACUCCUGAAGCACUGAAAGUCCGAUGGCAGCAUGUGUGGAAGGAUGUCGAUCUUUUCAUGUCUCCCCUGGAGGACUUGGCACCUCAAGCACCGCCUCGCACUUGA